AUGAAAUUAGACAACCUGAAUAAUCUUUCUAAAUUAAAACUUGCUGAUAUACCAAAGUUUACUAAAUGCCCAUGUGAACUUUGUGAUGAUGGUUGUUUUGAAAAAUGUGGUAAUGAACAUUAUCCAGGAUGUAAAAAUCGAUUAGAACCACGAUCAAAAUUAUCUCUUGCUGCUCGUUGUCCACUUUCACAUUAUCAAGGAACAUUUGUAGCACCAACAGAGAAUCAUCGUCGUGAAUUGUGUCCACCUGUACCUGAUAAUGAAAUACCUACAUCGUUUAUCAAUGUACCUAUGUCUACUAUUAAUACUCAAAAAGAACAUUAUCCACCACCACCAGCAGGCACUCAUAAACCAAAGCCAGUAUCACCAGCUAAACAAAGCGAUAAAUAUAUUGUAUCAGGUGGUAAUCAUCCAAUGGAAACUCAAACUCAUUAUACAACUGAAUAUAUUGAAAAACCUGUUGGAUCAGUAGUACAUCGUACAGCAAAAGAUGUAGUUAAAGGAACUCAAGUCAAUAUAACUGAUCCAUCAGCAGCUAUUUCAUCGAAAACAACAUCUCGUGCUCAUUUUAAACAAUGGCAACCAGUACCGGUACAAUCAUAUACUGAAAUGCCAGCAUUAGCUGGUCAUGUUGUUUUUCCUAAUUCAAAUCGUACUUUUGAUACAACAAGUGGACGUACAUUUGUACAAUAUUCUAAUAUUUCACAAGCAAAACCAUUUCUUCGACCUGAAGUUAAUGAAAAUCUUCGAACAACUGGUACAAUGGAUUUACAUACAAAUUAUCGACAAGAUUAUGCUACACCGAAAUUAUCAGCAACAAGAAGUGCUCCGAUAAAAACAACAGCUACAUCACAUGAAGAAAAAAUUUAUACACGUCGUCCUAUGAAUGGAAUUUCACAAACAACCCAUGAUUUUCGUCCUCAUUCAUAUCAACGACGAACACCAUUAAUUGAUAAUGAACCAUUUCAAUCACAAAUUAAUAUAGGAGAUUUAUUUUCAUCAGUAACGAAAGAUACUCAAUAUCGUGUUGAUUAUCCAGGUUAUGAUGCAAAAUAUCAUCAUCGACCACCUCCUGCAGGACCACAAAAUCGAGUUUAUGCAAUUCCAACUGAAAAAAUGGAUUCUUUAACAGUGACACAACGAGAUUUUCAACCGCUUGAUGUAACUGCAUUACCACGUCUUCGCGGUCAACCAACAAAAACGAAUUUAUCUGUAAAAGAUCAAACAGGUCCAAUGGAAAGUGUAACUAUGUCUCGCUAUCAUUAUCGACCUUAUAAACCUGAAACAACUAGACGACGUUAUGGUGAUCCACAUCCUAGUGUUUAUAUCCCACUAAAAGAUAAAUUUGAAGGAACAACAACAACAGGCGAUGCAUUUCAAGGAAGAUUAGGUAGAGCAGCUGAACCUUGUAUACCUGAAGUAAGAACAGUUAAUAAUAAGGGUAAACAUGAUCAUAAUACAAAUUAUCGAAUGGAUUAUCAUUCACAUGGUCUUAGUUUAUGUGCAUCCAAAGCAUUUACAAUUGCUCAAAAUAAUGAAACAAAUCCAACACCUAUAUCAACUAAAUAA
Adineta steineri is the source of this 1569-nucleotide messenger RNA. Lineage: Eukaryota; Metazoa; Rotifera; Eurotatoria; Adinetida; Adinetidae. The record is from the annotation of a GenBank genome assembly.